Anopheles coustani is the source of this 858-nucleotide messenger RNA. RefSeq names its product retinaldehyde-binding protein 1-like. Lineage: Eukaryota; Metazoa; Arthropoda; Insecta; Diptera; Culicidae. Gene Ontology annotation, molecular function: phosphatidylinositol bisphosphate binding. The record is from RefSeq and is a predicted model, not a curated record. The transcript has 3 exons. Bases 1 to 858 code for a protein of 285 amino acids. Gene Ontology annotation, cellular component: membrane.
AUGUCUGGUCCGUUCGAUAUCGACACGUCGGCGCCAAGCGCUGAGUUGCUGGCGGUAGCCAAGGAGGAGCUCCGUGAGACGCCGGAGGUACGCGCUGCGGCCAUCGAGGAGCUGCGCAAGCUGCUGAAAGCUAGCGAUCUGAGCUUCCCGGACGACGAUGACUUCCUGCUGAUCUACCUCCGUCCGACCAAGUUUUACCCCGAGAGCGCUCUCAAGCUGAUGCGCAAUGUGGCCGAGUUCAACAAGAACUACAAGGAGCUGCUGCACAACCUGAUGCCGAGCGACGUGAAGGAUGUGUUCGUGGAUCACGGGCUGAUCAACAUCUUCACCAACCGUGACCAGAAGGGCCGUCGCUUGAUGGUGGUGCAUAUGGGUGAGGCGUGGAACACGAAGGUCGUUACCGAGGACCAGAUCUUCCGGGCGCUCUACACCAUCCAGAAGCUGGCCGUGCUCGAAGCAGCCACGCAGAUCAACGGCGCGGUUGUGAUCUACGACUUCAAGGGUAUGGGCAUGGGUCACGUGAAGGCGAUGUCGACGAGUGGUGCCAAGCGACUGCUCACCUUCAUCCAGGAGGCUUGCCCGUUGCGCAUGAAGGCGGUGCACUUCGUCAACGAGCCGAUGAUCUUCAACAUGGUGUGGUCGCUGUUCAAGCCCUUCGUCAAGGAGAAGCUCAACAAGCGUAUGUUCUUCCACGGAGAAAAGAUGGCCAAGCUGCACGAGCACGUCCACAAGGACUUCCUUCCGGCGAACUACGGAGGAUCCCUGCCGGCGCUCAACUACGGUGGCAAGGACUGGUACCCGGCGGCGGAAAAGCACAUCGAGUUCAUCAAGAAAUGGAACACGUGUGGAUUCAAAUAA